This is a messenger RNA of Paramisgurnus dabryanus, 5052 nucleotides long. It is a transcript of the gene serinc5, whose product is annotated as serine incorporator 5. Gene Ontology annotation, cellular component: membrane. The record is from RefSeq and is a predicted model, not a curated record. NCBI's taxonomy places the organism in Eukaryota, Metazoa, Chordata, Actinopteri, Cypriniformes, Cobitidae.
AUACGAAAUGUAUUUUGAUAGUAAGCCAUCACUGUAACCCACCACAGCACCGUGACUUUAGAUUUAUCUCGGUCUUGAUCUAAGGAAGCAUCACAAACGUCCACGCGCAGGCCGAGCAGGAUCGCGCGUGCACGUCGUCAGUCUAUUGUGAGCGGCGCUCGCGAGGGAAGCUGUGGACGCCGAGGCACGAUCGCGCGAAUAAAAAAACUCGCAUUUGGAUUGGGUCAGCGUGUGUAAAAUAGGAUUUUACCCCACUGUCACCAUGUGUACCCCGUGUUGUGUGUCUCAGCUGGCAUGCUGUUGUGGCUCGGCCGCCUGCUCUCUCUGUUGCGGCUGCUGUCCAAAGAUCAAACAGUCCACGUCUACCCGCUUCAUGUACACCCUAUUCUUCAUGCUGGUCACCGUCACCUGUGUCAUCAUGAUGUCACCCACUGUGGAGCAGGGAAUGCGAAAACAUAUUCCAUUUUAUGAAGAUAUGUGUCUCCAGCUGAACGCUGGGGAGAACUGCAGCACGCUUGUGGGAUAUUCAGCCGUGUAUAAAGUCUGUUUCGGCAUGGCCUGCUUUUUCUUAUUCUUUGCCUUGUUCACCAUUCGGGUGCGAACCAGCACAGAAUGCCGGGCGGCCGUCCACAACGGAUUUUGGUUCUUUAAGUUUGUGGCUCUGCUGGGCUGCUGUGCCGGUGGAUUCUUUCUCCCAAACCAAGAGAAGUUUUUAGAAGUGUGGCGUUAUGUGGGGGCCGCUGGCGGGUUUCUCUUCCUUCUCAUCCAGCUAAUGCUUCUCGUCCAGUUUGCCCACAGAUGGAAUCAGAACUGGAGUUCGGGGGCCGAUUAUAAUAAAAUGUGGUACGCAGCAUUGGCUCUGGUCACUCUGGUGCUGUUCUCCAUAGCGGUGGGAGCCAUGGUCUUUAUGAUCAUAUUUUACACUCACCCUGAGGCCUGCUUCCUAAACAAACUCUUUCUGGGAGUCAACUGCGGCCUGUGCUUCAUAGUCUCCCUGCUGGCCAUCUCACCCUGUAUACAGACCUUUCAGCCUACCUCAGGUCUACUGCAGCCUGCGGUCAUCACCGUCUACGUCAUGUACCUCACGUUCUCAGCUCUCGCCAGCAAACCCAUUGAAACGGUGCUGGAAAACGGCAACAACGUCACCGUCUGCGUCUUUCCCCUCAACUCAGGACUGCAGAGCGACACCACCAUAGUAAAGGGUGUCGGGACGGCCAUACUGUUCGGCUGUAUACUGUACUCUUGUCUGACCUCCACCACCAAGAGAAGCACAGCAGCUUUACGUGUUUACAGGAACGAUAUGCCAGAAAAUGAGAGAGCACGCUGCUGCUUCUGUUGUGUCGAUGAUACAGAGGAUUACGAUGAUGAGAAGACUGCAGGAGGACAGAACGUCAUGUAUGAUGAGAAAGAGGGAACCAUCUAUUGCUACUGCUACUUUCAUUUCGUCUUCUUCCUCGGCUCACUUUACGUCAUGAUGACUGUAACCAACUGGUUUCAUUAUGACAACGCGAAGAUCGAGAGGCUGUUGGAUGGGAGCUGGUCUGUGUUCUGGAUCAAGAUGGCGUCCUGUUGGGUCUGUCUUUUUCUCUACAUGUGGACCCUGAUAGCACCCAUGCUCUUCCCAAAAAGAUUUUUAGCCUAGACAACAUUCAGAACGAAAUCCACUAUCACCACUGUCCAACUACUGUGUGUGCGUGUGUGAGAGAGAGAGACUUUUGUAUUUUGAUAUUGCAAGUUUUUAUUUGUUUAGAAUUUUUAGUAUAAGCUUUUAAUGGCCGUUGUUUUUAUGGAGAAUUGUUACAGAAAUCAUGUUACAUGCUGGUGUACGACUCCUAUUUCUUUACUGACAUGAAGGUAUAAAACCGAACGCAUCGCUCAGGCUCACGCCUCACCUGUACGUGUCUCGCUUUUAAUGCUUUUCUUUUCGGUGGCUGAGAAAUUCUAUGCAAAUCAACAAAGCAUCUGUGAUUUUCAUCUGUGAGUUUUUCUGCCUCUCUUGAUGAUGCGUUUCGUGACAGUGUAGUGUAUUGAUUCACUAAAUAAGGCAUCAAGUAUGCUCAUACGAAAGCAUUUACAUUAAAAUAUGUACAGUUACAGUCGGCUUACCCUUAUGAAAACGUUGAGGUGAUGUAACGUGCAGGGUCACCGAGCAAACAUAUCUGCCAGUCAACCAAUCAGAUUGUAGGAUUGGGUUUAGGGUCAGUGUUAGGUUUAGGAGCUUGUUAUGCCAUUGUGAUCAACCUAUUAUUUACCUCUGUAGGCUUGCUAAAUCGUGAGUAGGGUUAAGGUUUGGAGUUUACAAAAAUGCCAUUCCAACUUCCAAGACCAAUAAAAGUUCAAGGAACACUUGGCAAAAUGAAAGCGAGAUAAAUGAUUCCAGAGAAACAUUCCCUUGCAUUACAAUAAAUAAAGGUCUUUCCACUGCCGUCAUUUCAAUUGGCACGCUUCUUUGGUUUUCUGGAUAAAUAAUAAAGGUUAUAUUUCUCACUAAUGUCAUUUUGUAGAAAUGCUUUUAGACCAAUUUAAUGCGCAAUUUAAACAUUUGCAAAUAAAAGGAUUGUUGCCUGUUUAUGCAGCAAAUCUGUAAAGUUAAGAUUUGGAGGCUGUGUGCGUGUCCUGUAAACACUUCCUGUGCAUGUAUAUGAGUACAUGAGGUCUAAACUAACUUAUUGACAAAGUCAUAACUUUAUUGUGAAACCAUACAACAAUUAACCCUAAUUAAAAAUGCAAAGAUCCAUUAACUUUCCCAAAUAUAUGUUAUUAAAUCUAAAUGAUACUGUAGGCUUUGGAUGUCCUAUAAGGUUUUUAUAUAAUUCAUGCUAUGCUUUAAAGUCCCCCUGUGGUGAAAAUCUAAUUUUAUUGUUGUUUAUAUGUCGUGUUUAUAAUAUGCUUUAAGACGCACCAUCAAUCAACACCAUUUCUGAGUAUUUUCUCCAUAAAAUUUGAGUUUUUCAAAGACAAUCUCAUUUCUGCAGUUUAAAAUCGCCUCACUAAUCCUGUAUAACCAAUCACAUUAACACGUUUGAACAAGUGGAUCAGUAGUUCGAGCCGUAGAUAUUAUGUAUGGAUGCAUAGACUCUGCACCGAAAUAAUCACAGCACUGCGACUUCUGUGACGCGAGCACGUGCUACUUGCAAGUUUUAACUUCAAUACUGAAAAAAAUAUAAAAACGCAUGCAUUGUGCCUGCAAGUUUUAACAUCAAUACUGAAAAAAGUAUAAAAACGUAUUCAUUGUGUGAAACCGGACAUAGCAGCUAUUUGUCUGAAACUGCUGAAUGUAGCAUCUAUGCACUUAUAUAUCUAUGGCCCGAGCCUACGGCAUAAAGUUCUGCAUUGGUUUUCAUUUAUACUUUACGUCGUCGUCCACGUCGAUGUGCAAACACACUGGUAGGCAGUAUCCACGCGUGUAAUCACAGUAGAAGCGUGACUGUCAAAGAAGAAGAAGCUUGGCAAGUUAACCCACAAAUGCAGAAGAAACAGCAACUUGUUGUGUAUGAUUUGAGAAGACCAGCAAUGAAGGAAGUAAAUUUUUUUACCUGACGGGAGGGGUUCUGAUGAACCAAUCACAGCGUUUGCAGUCCGCGUAGAACUGACACGCUGUUAAAAAUUUUGUAAGGUGCACGUCAGGCUACUGAUAACCUACCGCGUAGAGCUUACGCACGACUAUAAAUCGGGCUUUACAUUGAAGCAUGAAGAAAAACUUGUGGUGCUUUGAUGCUCAAAGAUGAGUUUUAAAGGGAUAGUGCACCUAAAAAAUAUAUAUUUGUCAUCAUUUACUCACUCUCAUAGUGUUACAAACUUAAAAAUAAUUUCUUUGUUUAUACACAAAGUAGAUAUUUUAAGCAAUGUUUGUAAACAGACCAUUUUUGAGCACCAUUGACUUCCAUAGUAUUUUUCUUUCCUACCAUGGAAGUCAAUAGUGCUUCUGUUUCCUGCUUGAUUAUAAUUAUCUUCCUGUGUGUUCAGUCGAACAAAGAAAUGAAUACAGGUUUGUAACAACAUGAGGGUUGAGUACAUGUUGACCCAUUGUUUAUUUUUGGGUGAACUAUCCCUUUAAAUCAUCAAAUUAACUACAGGAGACUUUAAAGCAUACUGUAUGUAAAAAAAACACAUCAUCUUUAGAGAUGUAAUUAAGCUUAAAGGUUUUUGUUGACAUAAAUGCAUGUUUAUAUUCUUGUACUGAUCGAUCAUUUAAAAGUUUUUUAUUUGUGGUGAUGAUCGAUAGUUUCAAAUUCUGCCUGUAUGUUAGACGUAAUGGAGCAUCAUUGGUGCCGCCGGUAUAUUAUGAAGUGGUUGACUUUAUAGUCUGUAUAGGAACUGGAAUUGCUUGCUAUUUAUGUUUUUUGCCUGUGUAGCAGUCGUCACAUCAUGCUUUCUGAGGGACACGUCAGUGUUUUUGACCGAACUACAGACAAACCAAAAUCUCAUCAAUGUGAAUCUCAAAUUAGAGCCGGUAUCUCUGUGAAGUAAACAACAUGUUAAAUUGCCAGUAGAAUCAGUUUUCUGCUCUUUUCUUUGGGAUCAGGUUUGUUUGUAACAAUCGUUUAAUAAAAGGUUAUGGAUUGCCUUAAACAUCAUCAUGUGCUACAACUGACUUAACCAGUUUACUCUGUUUCUUUACAUGAAGAAAGUCAAAUGAAGUCAAAGAUUUACUCCUUUCCUCUUAGUUUUACCUGGUGCUCAUUGUUUGUUUUUAUGUGGGUUUAACUUUAUGCUUUUUAUGCUGCUUUCAUUUGCAAAUAUAUGAUGAACAACAUAAAUAUAUGUGCUUUACUGUAAAUAGUCAAUGCUAAAGAUGAAACUAGUUGAGCUUAUACUAUUACAAACUAUUUUAUUCUUGUGCCGUGUGUCGCUAAACAUGCAUGAAGACAUUUUUUUCCAAAAAUAUCAUAAGCUGUCUGUUCUCAUUUGUGUCGAUUUCUUUUUAUAUAUUUGUUUUUCAUUAUUUCAAAAACUUUCCAUACAGAGUCAUAAGUUUGAAAUUCAAACCCCAAUGUCCUUUAUAGUGUUUUUAUUGAUAUCAAAGGUUCUUUCAAUAAAAAAGACAAAUCA